CAAAUUCAAUAUUUUUAUUUUGUUUUCUUUAUCCAAUAAACAAUGGUUUCUUUUAUCAAAGAGUGAGAAGUGAGAUCUUUCCUUUUACACAGCCCUCUUGUCUCUAUUUUCUCUCUAUCUCUGCCCUUUGAAAAUCUUUUUCUUCAAUUUAGAUUUUGCCAUCAAUUCCUUUACUCUUUAUUAUUAUUUUUUUAUUUAUAAAUCUUUAUAAAUUAAAUGCAUUUGAGCCCAUUUGUGGAAAAGUGCCCACUGUAGGUGUUGGGUUUACAGGGGGGCUUUAACUUGGCUUACAAGUGAUGUUUUUAAUGCUGAUUGGAGCUUUUGCUGAGUUCAUGACUCCCAUUACCGGUAGGUGCUUUGGGAUGCGUGUAUGAAGUUUCUUCUAUUGGGCGACUUUCCUGCUCUCUCUUUCUCUCUCUACAAGGAAGUCAGUGGGUUUAGUUUUACAACAUUAUAGGGUUUAUGGGGGUUGUUCAUUUUUGUCAAGGGUUUUGGUUUCAGGUGGGGACGAGAGAUUUAGUGUGUAUACUUUACUGGCUUCACUAAUUUAUUUAUUUUGUUUAUAUAAAUGCUUCACUUUCAAGUUGCUAGUUGGUUCUUAUUCUUUUUUCUUCUGAUUCUCCGCGCUGCUUUCUGCUUCAAGUUUCUCACUUUUUUGUAAAUGGGUUACCACUUAUUUAUUUGGGUCUAUGAAUCUCUUAAUUAUUGUUCUUGAGAUUUGAUUUCUGGUGGAGAUUGGUGUUCUUCUCCCUUUCUGUUGCUUUCGUUUGCAAUUUGCGUUUCUUUCUAGAGCUCCUUUGGGAUGUUGGUUAGCAAGUUUUUUAAUUUGGAUUUCCUUUUGAAAAUUGUUGCCUACCCAAAAAAUACAGCAGCUUCAUUUUGGAGGUUUGGCUUGAUUUGUGCUGGGGCUAAGCUUUAGUUUCAGUAAUGAUGAUGGUGUUGGGCAUUUUUUCAAUGACUUUCCUCAGAUGGGCAUUCUUUAUUUUCUUUCUUUGUUCAUCUUUGGGUCUCAAAACCUCAUCUCAAUCUUGUGAUCCUGGUGACCUUUUGGCGUUGAAGCAAUUUGCUGAAAAUCUCUCAAAUGGGUCAAUUAUUACAGAUUGGUCCAACAAGGCGAAUUGCUGUCAAUGGAAUGGCGUUUUGUGCGGAAAUAGUGGCAAUGGUUCUACUAAUAGCAGAGUAAUUAAGCUAAUUUUGCCAAAAAAGGGUCUUAAAGGAAUCAUUUCGUGGUCUUUGGGCCGUUUAGAUCAGCUGAAAUCACUUGAUCUUUCCUGCAAUGAUUUGCAAGGUGGAUUGCCUAUGGAGUUAUCUAGGCUGAAGCAGCUCGAAGUUCUUGAUUUGAGCCAUAACAUGCUAUCAGGACGGUUUUCAAGGGUGAUUUCCGGGUUAUUGUCUAUUCAGUAUCUGAAUAUUUCAAGUAACCUUUUCAAAGAGGAUUUAUCUGAAUUUGGGGGAUUUCCAAAUCUUGUUGUGUUCAAUAUAAGUAACAAUUCAUUCACUGGCAAAUUCCCUUCACAAAUUUGCGGUUCCUCUAGAGGGAUUAAGAUUCUUGAUUUAUCAAUGAAUCAUCUUGUGGGCAACCUUGAAGGUUUAGACAAUUGCAGCAAAUCUCUCCAGCAAUUGCAUUUGGACUUCAAUUCACUUUCUGGCUCCCUACCAGAUUCUUUAUAUUCAAUGUCAGCUCUGCAGCAAUUGUCAAUCUCCAACAACAAUUUCUCUGGCCAACUAAGUAAACAAUUGAGUAAGCUUUCUAGCCUUACAACCUUGGUUAUUUGUGGAAAUCGGUUUUCGGGCUAUAUUCCUAGUGUGUUUAGUAAUCUUACACAACUAGAACAACUUGUUGCACAUUCAAAUAAGUUAUCUGGUCCACUGCCUUCAACACUGGAAUUAUGCUCAAAGCUUAGUGUACUUGAUCUAAGGAACAAUUCUCUAUCUGGUCCAAUUAGUCUUAAUUUCACUGCAAUGCCUAUCCUUAGUACUCUUGAUCUUGCCACUAACCAUUUAUCUGGACCACUUCCAAAUUCCCUAUCUGAUUGUCAUGAAUUGAAAAUUCUGAGCCUUGCUAAGAAUGAGUUAACUGGCCAGAUCCCUCAGAGUUUUGCAAAGCUCACGUCCCUUUUGGUUCUCACUUUGUCAAACAAUAGUUUUGUGGACCUAUCCGGGGCAUUAUCUGCAUUGCAGCAGUGCAAAAACCUUACCACUCUUAUCCUCACAAAGAAUUUUAUUGGAGAGGAAAUUCCCAGAAAUGUUGGUGGGUUUGAUAGUUUAAUGGUAUUGGCACUUGGAAAUUGUGCUCUCAAAGGUCAAAUACCAGAUUGGCUGCUACGUUGCAGGAAGUUACAAGUUCUUGAUUUGUCAUGGAAUCAUUUGGAUGGCAGUAUCCCUACUUGGAUUGGUCAGAUGGAGAAUUUGUUUUACUUGGACUUUUCAAAUAACUCUCUCACUGGAGAGAUUCCAGAAAGUUUGACAGAGCUAAAGAGCCUCAUUUCUGUGCACUGCAAUAAUUCCAAUACUUCUGCUCUCAUUCCACUAUAUGUAAAGAGAAACCGGAGUGCAAAUGGUUUGAAGUACAACCAACCCUCAAGUUUUCCUCCCUCGUUAUAUUUGGGCAACAACAGAAUAAAUGGGACAAUUUUGCCUGAAAUUGGAAAUUUGAAGCAGCUCCAUGUUUUAGAUUUGAGCCGGAAUGAUAUAUCUGGGACCAUACCUGACUCCAUUUCAGAAAUGGAGAACUUGGAAAUUUUAGAUUUGUCAUCCAAUGAACUUCGUGGGUCAAUUCCUCCAUCAUUUGAGAAGCUCACAUUCUUGUCAAAGUUUAGCGUGGCUAAUAAUCACUUGAAGGGGCAAAUUCCAACUGGAGGGCAGUUCUCUAGUUUUCCUAGUUCAAGCUUUGAGGGUAAUCCUGGACUAUGUGGAGGAGUAGUUUCUCCUUGUAAUGUCGUUACCAGCAUGCUGAAGCCUAGAAUUCCAUCGGGUUCCAACAGUAGCUUUCGCAGAGGGAACAUUCUGGGGAUAACAAUCACUAUUGGAGUUGGCCUUGCAUUAUUUCUUGCAAUUAUUUUGCUUAGAAUGUCAAGAAGGGAUAUCGGAGCUCAAAUUGAUGAUAUGGAUGAGGAACUCAGCCGACCACAUAGAUUAUCUGAAGCCCUAGGGUCUUCCAAGUUGGUGCUUUUUCAGAAUUCAGAAUGCAGGGAUCUUACUGUUGCAGACUUGUUGAAGUCUACAAAUAAUUUCAAUCAAGCUAACAUUAUUGGCUGUGGUGGAUUUGGUUUGGUUUACAAAGCCAACCUUCCUAAUGGAACCAAAGCAGCUAUCAAGAGGCUUUCUGGGGACUGUGGUCAAAUGGAACGUGAAUUUCGAGCUGAAGUGGAAGCACUCUCAAGGGCGCAGCAUAAGAACCUUGUUUCUCUUCAAGGUUAUUGUCGUCAUGGUAAUGACAGAUUAUUGAUUUACUCGUACAUGGAAAAUGGAAGCUUGGAUUAUUGGCUACAUGAAUGUGUUGAUGGUACUUCAUUUCUUAAGUGGGAGGUGAGACUCAAGAUAGCACAAGGCGCAGCCUCUGGGUUAUCUUAUCUACACAAAGUUUGUGAACCACACAUAGUUCAUCGGGACGUCAAAUCUAGCAACAUAUUAUUAGAUGAAAAAUUUGAAGCUCAUCUGGCUGAUUUUGGUCUCUCAAGGCUACUUCGACCUUAUGAUACUCAUGUUACAACAGAUUUGGUAGGCACCUUAGGUUAUAUUCCUCCUGAAUAUAGUCAAACAUUGACAGCAACCUGCAGGGGUGAUGUUUACAGUUUUGGGGUUGUUCUUCUUGAGCUUGUUACUGGUAGAAGGCCUGUGGAAGUCUGUAAAGGCAAAAACUGCAGGGAUUUAAUCUCCUGGGUGUUUCAAAUGAAGUCCGAAAAAAGAGAGGCAGAGAUUGUAGACUCAUCAAUCCGGGAUAAAGAUCUUGAGAAGCAGCAGUUAGAAAUGCUCGAAAUUGCCUGUAGAUGCUUAGACCAAGAUCCUCGGCGAAGACCUGUUAUUGAUCAGGUUGUUUCAUGGCUAGAGGGUAUUGGAAUUUAAAGUGCUUGACAAUGAAUUUGAUUGCUGCAUUUUGUUUCAUGCUCAUUAGUUUCAGUUUGAGAGAAGGUAUACCUGUAAAGCAAAUAAUACUUUUUCAAGCUAUCUUCAAGGUUGGAAGCUGGAACAAGUCCUUGACCAAAUGACUGUUUUUUCCUUUCUCCGCCUCUAUAGAAACAAUCCUUAGUAUUGUUUAAUGUAAAUUAACAAAUGAGCUGUGUAUAAAAUUGGCUCUUUCGGCCAUUUUAUAUUAGAAAUAAGCAUUAUAAGAUUAUCUUCAUUUUUGUAUAAAUUUUCUUUCUUUUUCUUACUCUGAAUAUUACCAUGUGAAAUUCAAAGCCUUCUGAUGUCUUUUUCAUAGCAA
Jatropha curcas is the source of this 4426-nucleotide messenger RNA. RefSeq names its product phytosylfokine-alpha receptor 2 (gene PSKR2). Lineage: Eukaryota; Viridiplantae; Streptophyta; Magnoliopsida; Malpighiales; Euphorbiaceae. Gene Ontology annotation, molecular function: ATP binding; protein kinase activity; protein binding. The record is from RefSeq and is a predicted model, not a curated record. Gene Ontology annotation, biological process: protein phosphorylation.